UAAAUGAUUAGCAGUUACACCAGACUCAUAAUUUAUGUUCUUAGAUAUACAAGAUAACAUUUAUAACGGAGGACGAAGUAAAGCAGUGAACAAUAUGUCGACAGUGAAGAUAAAAGAUCUGUCAAUUUUUGUGACGGUGAUGUUAUGUACAUCAGCAGUAAGUGGGUUCUGCCGGUUCCCGUGUCCUAUCCAGGAGAGGACGUUUACCAAUGAAUUUGCAGAUUUGUUUGCACCUAAUCCAUUCGCAGUGCAGGUAUUGAAUGGGUCUGAAGUACUCUCAGAGGAAAACUGCAUAGAAAGAGACGGACAGUUUUCUCUCACCAUAUUUAAAGGCGAAUAUGUCUGUAACAAACAUAUUGAAAUAUGCAACAAUGCGUUUGUUGUCUAUGGAACAAUUCCCCGAAAGUUUAACAGGCGGCCAUCACUGUGUGAAGUAUGUAAAGGUACAUAUAGAGUGGCUGGUCCGGGUCACAUAUGGAGAGCCAAAGACGCUAGCAGGUUAGGCUGUGAAGUUCCUUCACAUUGCCCGUCGACUCCUAACUCAUGUACUGGUUCCGAGAAAGAUAUUCCAGAUGCUGGCCUAAAUUGUAACAUUCAAAGAAAGAAUAACGUUCAAAGAAAUCAUCGUUCUCGUAAAAGUCAAAGGCGUCACUACGGCUAUAGAAAUGCCAAACCUAUUCGAUUUAAUACUAAGAAAUAUAGAUAUGCAAACGGAAAUGACAGACAUCAUGGCUGAUAUUAAUUUGGGUUACGAGUUAUCCAAAAGAUCUCACAAGAAUAAAAGUACAUAAAAAA
Molecule: messenger RNA, 795 nt
Organism: Mytilus trossulus (common blue mussel)
Lineage: Eukaryota; Metazoa; Mollusca; Bivalvia; Mytilida; Mytilidae
Exons: 6
Coding region: 35-736 (233 amino acids)
Source: RefSeq, a predicted model, not a curated record